Messenger RNA from Priapulus caudatus, 11274 nucleotides. Its product is annotated as cadherin-related tumor suppressor-like. NCBI's taxonomy places the organism in Eukaryota, Metazoa, Priapulida, Priapulimorpha, Priapulimorphida, Priapulidae. The transcript is spliced from 26 exons. The coding region runs from base 105 to 9935 and encodes 3276 amino acids. The record is from RefSeq and is a predicted model, not a curated record. Gene Ontology annotation, biological process: homophilic cell-cell adhesion. Gene Ontology annotation, cellular component: cell-cell junction; plasma membrane. Gene Ontology annotation, molecular function: calcium ion binding.
AGCCGCCGGCGUUCACGCGCCGUCGCUUCCGCCGCAGCAUCCCGGAGAACGAGGCCAUCGGCAGCUCGGUGCUGUCCGUCGCGACGGAGGGCGAGACGGACGACAUGGAGUUCUUCAUCACCAACAUUUCGGCGAAUGGCGUGCUGCAGCCGCGGCUGUUCGCGAUCGAGGAGAAGACGGGGCUGAUGAAGACGGCCGACGUGCUGGACGCGGAGCUCGGCGUGCAGGUGUUCUACAUCGACAUAGUCGCAGUCGACAAGAAGUCCCUGCACAGCGUCGGCGAUGCACAGGUGGAGAUUCAGCUGAUCGAUGUGAACGACUCUCCGCCCGUGUUUGAUCAGGACGAGUAUGCCUUCUUCGUGUCCGAAGACGCACAUGUUGACCACACCAUCGGCAAGGUCACGGCAAACGACCCCGACACGGUGGACACUGUCCACUAUCACUUCUACAAAGGGCAAAAAUCGCCGUUUAAGAUCGACCCCACGACCGGCGUCCUGCGUACUACGCAGGCGCUGGAUCGCGAGCUGGCGCCAGUCUACGAGCUGGGCGUGCGCGCGAGCGACGGCGUUCACUUUACCGACGUGACGGUGACCGUGCAUAUAGAGGACGUCAACGACAACGCUCCACACUUCGACCGCGCGGCGUUCUCAUUCGAGGUGCCAGAAAACUCCAGGAAGGGCGCCGUCGUUGCCAAGGUUACGGCGACAGACGCCGAUGAGGGAGCCAAUGGGAACGUGAGCUACGAACUGAUCUCAGACUGGGGCGGCGAUGUCUUCUCCUUCAAUUCAGACACAGGCGAAUUUACUCUCAUCGACACUCUAGAUUAUGAGCAGGACGAGCACUACAUCUUCAGCGUGCAGGCGCGCGACGCCGGUCGUCCGCGUCUGUCGUCGGCCUGCACCGUCUACAUCAACGUCGGCGACCUGAACGACAACGCGCCCGUCUUCACGCGACAGUCGUACAGCACGGACGACGUGCGCGAGGACGUAGCUACCGGCUCCAGCAUCAUCACCGUCACCGCCACCGACGCCGACUCCGGUGAGAAUGCCGAGCUGACCUACAGCAUCGUCGACGGCGACCCGAAGCGGCAGUUCGGCAUCCACGCCAACGGCACCGUCUACAACGCGGCAGCGCUCGACCGCGAGACCGACUCCUACUACAACCUCGUCGUGCGCGCCACCGACCGCGCGUCGCCACCGUCGGCGCGUCUCUCGGCGACGGCGUCCGUCACCGUCAUCCUGCGCGACGUCAACGACAUGGCGCCGGCGUUCCGCACGCCCGACUACGCGUCGGUGCGCGAGGGGGCGCCGCUCGGCACCGUCGUCAUGGUCGUCGAGGCGGAGGACGCAGACGAGGGCAAGAACAGCUACGUCGAGUACAGCCUCGCGAGCGCGCCGGGAGGCGAGUUCUCUCUCGGGCCUGUCGACGGCGUGCUGAGAGUCACGGGAAAGCUGGACAGGGAAGCCACAGAGAAUUACACUCUCGUCGUCACGGCGACCGACAAGGGCCAGCCUCCGCACUCGACCGUGCAGCGCAUCUCCGUCAAGAUCCUCGACGACAACGACAACAGUCCUGUGUUCGCUCGCUCGGAGUAUCGCGCCGUGCUGCCAGAGGACACCAGCGUCGGCACCAUCCUCCUGCAGCUGAAUGCGACCGAUCGCGACGCGGGAAACAACGGAGCAGUCAGGUACUACAUUGUGGACGGCGACGACGCCCUCGAUUUCGCACUCGACCCGCGUUCAGGCAUCCUGACCGUGCGAAACCCGCUCGACCACGAGGGCGUGCCGGCGUACCGACUCACCGUGCACGCCGAGGACCUGGGCGUGGAGCCGCGCCGCGACGUCGCCGUCGUCGUCGUCACGGUGACCGACGUCAACGACUCGCCGCCCGUCUUCCUGCACUCGCCCUACGUCGUCUACGUCCUCGAGAGCAUCGCCGAGACGCCGGCCGCCGUAACCACGGUGACGGCCGACGACGCCGACUCGCCGCCGAACGCGCAGUUGACGUACUCGCUGCAGGAGAGCCACGGCGGACUGUUCCAGAUCGACGUCGUCACGGGAGAGAUCCAGGUGACGCGGCCGCUCGACCGGGAGACGCGGGAGGAGUACUGGUUGACGGUGCUGGCGACGGAUUCCGGUGUGGAGCAGCAGCUGUCUGGCACGGGCAGGGUGAAGGUGAUAGUGCAGGAUGUCAACGACCACAGUCCCGCCUUCAGCAGCGACAGGUACCUCGCACAUGUCAAUGAAAACCAGCCGGCGGGAACCCGGGUUAUCGAGGUUCAUGCGGAAGACGCAGACGAAGGCAACAAUGGUCUCGUCAGGUAUCAGUUGUCUGACGGUGAUAGUCAGCACUUUGUGCUGGACUCUGCUACGGGACAGCUCGUCACCACCGUCGAGUUGGAUCGCGAGCGGCAGGCGACGUACGAGCUGACCGUCGUCGCGAUGGACUCGAGCGGCGCGUACACGGCGCUCACGUCGACGGCCACCGUCACCGUCGUAGUGGACGACGAGAACGACCACCGGCCGUCGUUCGCCGACGACAACCUGGUCGUCUACAUCCCGCAUCCGUCGUCGCCAGGUCAAUUUGUUGCUGGAGUGAUGGCGGAAGAUCCAGACAGCGGCCCAAACGGUCUAUUAAAAUACAGCAUGGCUGGUCCGGAUGCUGGGAAGUUUGUCCUGAAUCCAAACACGGGCGUGAUCAAGACUGCAGCAGCCCUCAGUGAGGCACGCACCAGAACUCCCUACAUCCUUGAUGUGUCCGUCUCGGACGACGGUUUGCCAUCGCUCGGGUCUAGCAUGAAGGUGCAGGUGUUCACGCGGCCUGCAGCCAGCUUCCCACGCUUCAACGCUGCCACCAGCAGAUUCACGUUCAGCGAAGACACGACUAAUGCCGUAGUUACGAAGGUGACGGCCGUCUCCCCGAAAUCGGGCGCCGCCGGCCGCCUGCGCUACCGCAUCGCGUCCGGUAACCACGGCAACGUGUUUGCGCUCGACGACGGCGGUCUGCUGCGCGUCACGCGCGGUCUCGACUACGAGACGCGGCGCGAGUACCAGCUGUGGCUGGAGGCGCGCGACGCCGCCUCGCCACCGCUGUGCGACCACGCGCUCGUCACCGUCGAGCUGACAGACGCCAACGACAACGCGCCGGCCUUCUCGCAGUACGUCUAUGAGGUGAGCGUCGCCGAGGGCCAGCGACCGCCCGCGUUCGUCGUGCGCGUCAACGCGAGCGACGCCGACGACGGCGCCAACGGCGAGAUCCUCUACCGGCUGUCGGCCGACGGCAACGUCGGCAACGCGUUCAGCAUCGACGCCGAGACGGGCGAGGUGACGGCCGAGGUGGAGCUCGACCACGAGGCGACGCCGUCGUACCGGCUGACGGUCGAGGCGACGGACCGCGGCACGCCGCCGCUGACGGGCACGGCGACGAUCGCCGUCAGCGUCGCCGACCGCAACGACAACCCGCCGCGCUUCACGCGACUCUUCAACGAGGCGGUCGCCGAGAACUCGCCGCGCGGCACCUUCAUCGUGCGCGUGACGUCGUCGGACGCCGACGACGGCGUCAACGCCAACGCCUCCUACCGGCUGACGAAGAACCCGGGCGGGCGGUUCGCGAUCGACGAGCGCGGCGGCGAGCUGACGGUCGCCGGGGCGCUGGACCGCGAGGAGCAGGAGGAGUACUCGCUGAUCGUGCUCGCCGCCGACGCGCACUGGCGCAUCGAGACCCCCAUCACCGUCACGCUCACCGACGAGAACGACAACGCGCCGGCAUUCGAGCGCGACGCCUACGCGUUCCGUGUGCCGGAGACGGCCACCGCCUUCUCCUACGUUGGGCAGGUGCGCGCGAGUGACCUUGACCGGCCCGGACCGAACUCGGACGUGCGCUACGCGCUCGCCGCCGCCUCGGACGCGUUCGCUGUCGACGCGGAGAGCGGUGACGUACUGACGCGCGCGCGCUUCCGCUACGCGAGCGGCGGCGACAACCGGCACGUGAUCACGGUCGUCGCCGCCGACAGCGGCGUGCCGCGGCUGUCGAGCUCCGUCGCCGUGACGAUCGACAUCGAGGAUGCGAACGACCACGCGCCGGUGUUCGACGCCGCAGCGUACGCUUCUCCCGUGCCGGACAACUCGCCCGUCGGCGCGUCGAUAUUAGAGGUUCAUGCUGAAGACAACGAGGACUACGGAGAGAAUGCAGUUAUAAGCUACAGUAUAGCGAGCGGUAAUGGCAGCGAUUACUUCAAGGUCGAUGUAACUACUGGAGUGGUGAGAGUUGCCAAGUCGCUGCACGACCGCACGAACGAGCAGCUGCAGCUGGACCGGUGGCGGCCACCGACCGCGGCGCAUCCUCGCGCUGACACGAACGGUCAGUUUGCGGUGGACGCGGGACACGGGGGCCGUCACGGUGGCGCGCGUGCUGGACUACGACGUCGCGGGACGGCGCGCAGCACGUCGUCAAACCGUGACCGGCGGGCGCGAACGGAGGACUCCGUUCGCGCGGGAGCCAGCGUCGCUCUCGUCGUGCGGGUCGCCGACGUCAACGACAGCCCGCCGCGCUGGCAACGCCGUCCGUCUUCUGACGCGUACGUGCGGCGGAGAACGCGCCGGCGGCCGCCGGUCGUCGGCGCGGUUCUGCGGGCCGCGCGGACACACGACAGACUCACGAGCGCCGCGACGCAACGUAUCGGAUCGCCAGGCGGCGAGGCGAGCAGACGCGGCCGCCUCUUCCGGCUGGACGCGCGCAGCGGCGAGCUGACGGCGGCGGCGACGUUCGACUACGAGGCGCGCGCCGAGUACGCGGUGGAUGUGGUGGCAAGCGACGCUGACGACGCGGCACUGUUCGACGCGGCGCGCGUGCGCGUGCACGUCGUCGGCGAGAACGAGUACCGGCCGCGCUUCGUCGUGCGCCAGUACAGCUUCCGCGUCAGCGAGAUGGCGCAGCGCGGCGCCGUCGUCGGCGUCGUCGUCGCCGCUGACGAGGACGGCGGCCGCGACGGCGUCGUGCACUACUCGCUCGUCGGGAGGAAUCGCGAUCGCGGGUUCGCGGUGCAGCGCGAGACGGGGCGCAUCGUCGUCGCGGGCCGGCUCGACCGCGAGCGCGCGUCCGAGCUGUCGCUGACCGUGCUCGCGAAGAACCCGGGAGCGAUCGGCGGCGACGACGACACGGACACGUGCGAGGUGCACGUCACCGUCGAGGACGCCAACGACCCGCCCGUGUUCGAGCCGGCGGCGUACGUGUCGCGCGUCGCCGAGGACGCCACGGUCGGCACGGUCGUGGCGCGCGUGUCGGCGUUCGACCGUGACCUGCGCAGCGACUACCAGCAGUUCUCCUACAGCAUCGUCGGCGGCGACGACGGCGGCGCGUUCGCGAUCGACGCACGCGACGGCGUCGUCACGACGGCGAGGCGGCUCAACCGCGAGACAGUGUCCGUCUACAACCUAACGGUGGCGGCCGUCGACACGGGCGCGCCGCCGCAGACGGGCACGGCGAGCGUCGUCGUCACGCUCGACGACGUCAACGACCACGCGCCGGAGUUCGCCGACGCGCCGCUGCGGGGAAGCGUCGCCGAGGGCAUGCCCGCCUACACGUCCGUCAUGACGCUGAGCGCGAGCGACCGCGACUCGCCGCAGAACGGCGCUCCGUUCGUCUACAGCCUGGCGGAUGGACCGGACACGCGCUACUUCACGCUGGAGCCUCGCAGCGGCGUGCUGCGUACGACGCGCGUGCUCGACCGCGAGACGCGAGACCGCUACUCGCUCGUCGUCACCGUCAUGGACAGCGGCGCGCCGCGCAUGACGUCGACGCACGCGCUCGAGGUGCUCGUCGCCGACGUCAACGACAGCCCGUCGUCGCCGCGCGACCUGCUCGUCGCCGUGCACGCGCUCGCCGGGCGUGCGCCGCGCGGACGCGUCGCCGACGUGUCGCCGGCCGACCCGGACCUCGUCGGCGAGUACGCGUGCGUGCUGGAGGCGGGCGACCGCGACGUGUUCGCGAUCCCUCGCGCCUGCGAGCUGCACGUGCUGCGGCCGCUACGCGCCGACGCCGUCUACACUCUCAACGUGAGCGCGUCGGACGGGGCGCACGCGCGCGUACACUCGACGGUACGCGUGCGCAGCGCCGCCUUCACGAACGCGACGCUCGAGAACAGUGUCACGCUGCGCUUCGACAACGUCACUGCCGACGCGUUCGCGGCGCGUUUCUAUGACGCGUUCGUGCGCGCGCUAGGCGGCGCGCUCGACGCGGGUCGCACGUUUGAGAUCAUCGCGAUGCAGGACAUCGGCGACGGCGCGUUAGAGCUACGGCUCGCUGUCCGCCGCGGCGACACACGCUACGUCACCGCAGCCGACGUCGUCCGCGCGAUCCUCCGCGGCCAGCAGCGCAUCGAGCGCGAAUCCGGGGUCAAGGUCGCCGAGGUCGGCCGCGACCCGUGCGCGUCGUCGCCGUGCCGUAACGGCGGGGCGUGCGCGAGUCGCGUGGUCGUGUACGACGACGUCGUGGCCGCCGACGCGCCGUCGCUCGUCUUCGUGUCGCCGCGCACGGAGCUGACGCACGCGUGCCGCUGCGCGAGCGGCUUCACGGGCGUCUCCUGCGACGCUAGGCAGGAUCACGUCUGCCCGCCGGACGCAUGCCGCAACGGCGGCAGCUGCGUGUGGCGCGGCGGCGCGGCGGCGUGCGCGUGCGUCGACGGCUACCACGGCGAGCGCUGCGAGCUCGACGUCGACGAGUGCCUGCGGGGCGGCGCGUGCGAGAACGGCGGCGUGUGCGAGAACACGUACGGCUCAUACCACUGCACCUGCCGCGAGCCGUACACGGGCGCACGCUGCGAGGCGACCAUCAGCCCCUGCGCGUCGUCGCCGUGCCGCAACGCCGGAGCCUGCGUCACCGACGACUCGGCAGCCGGCUUCUACUGCCGCUGCGCGUUCGGGUACCACGGCGCGCGCUGCGAGCAGGCGAGUUACGGCUUCCGCGCGCUCAGCUACGCCGAGUUCCCGCCGCUGGACGCGCGCGGAAACAAGAUCGCGAUCGAGUUCUCUACCCUGCGCCGCGACGCCCUGCUGCUGUACAACCACGACGGACGCGCGGGCGAGCGCUCGCUGUUCCUCGCCCUGGAGCUGCAGGAUGGACGGCCUGUGCUGUCGUACAGACUCGCAGAGGAAGUCGUGAGGGUGCGCAUCGACGUGGACGUCUCUAACGCUCGAUGGUACAGACUGACGGCUCAGCGCAGAGCGAAGUUUGCGACUCUGAGUGUUGGCGUCUGCAACUCGGAGGGUUGUGAGGAUUGCCAUGACGACGGUUGCCAGGCUUCCGGCUCCUCCGUCGGUCGAGCAUCGUCAUUGAAUCUGCGUGGUCAGCACAUGAGUGUGGGCGGUGUAAGCUCUGUGGACGGACUGGCUGAUCGACCGGGUCAGGUCCGCAGCACUGACUUCAUCGGCUGCAUUCGUUCGAUCUACGUCAACGAUAUCAGGUUGGAUCUGAGUAAGCCCCUGUCGUCACGUUUUGUCACCGAUACCUGUCCAAGAAACGAGGACAUGUGUCUCAAACGGCCCUGCGGCUCUGAAGGCAUCUGCAUAGAUGAGUGGGAUUCUCACAGCUGCCAGUGUUCUGAAGGCAUCACGAAACUCAAUUGUACCAAAGCAACGGAAGCAUUCAGUCUGUCAGCAGAUGGAUGGGUAGAGCUCAGCAUGUCUGAUACGUUCAAGCGCAGCAAGCAGAUCUCACAGCAGGUGGCAGCACAUAGCAGGCAGAGGAGGGAAGCAUUGCCUAGUGAACAGACGCUGUUGAUAAAGUUCAGAACACGGGCGAAUGACGGCAUGCUGUUUUAUGCAAAGUCAUCCUCAGAGUAUACGAUACUGCAGCUGUAUCACGGUAGAGUGCGCUACGUGUCUGCCGUGCACGGCGCGAUCGUCACAGAGCUGCUGGUGGAGGCGGGCGACAGCUCGGACGGUCGCUGGCACACGGUGACGCUCGCGCAGCGCGCAAACAGCAUCGCGCUCGCGCUCGACGGAGACCACGUCGAGAAGAGCUUCUCCGUUCCCGUGCACGACUUUCUCUCGACCGACGUCAGCAUCUUUGCGGUCGGAGGAUACGCCGAACCGAUCCGCCACGUCGGACAGAUCAUACCCGGUACGGUUUCGUGCUCCAUAGUGUCGCGAAGUUCGUUGGAUCUGAGUAAGCCCCUGUCGUCACGUUUUGUCACCGAUACCUGUCCAAGAAACGAGGACAUGUGUCUCAAACGGCCCUGCGGCUCUGAAGGCAUCUGCAUAGAUGAGUGGGAUUCUCACAGCUGCCAGUGUUCUGAAGGCAUCACGAAACUCAAUUGUACCAAAGCAACGGAAGCAUUCAGUCUGUCAGCAGAUGGAUGGGUAGAGCUCAGCAUGUCUGAUACGUUCAAGCGCAGCAAGCAGAUCUCACAGCAGGUGGCAGCACAUAGCAGGCAGAGGAGGGAAGCAUUGCCUAGUGAACAGACGCUGUUGAUAAAGUUCAGAACACGGGCGAAUGACGGCAUGCUGUUUUAUGCAAAGUCAUCCUCAGAGUAUACGAUACUGCAGCUGUAUCACGGUAGAGUGCGCUACGUGUCUGCCGUGCACGGCGCGAUCGUCACAGAGCUGCUGGUGGAGGCGGGCGACAGCUCGGACGGUCGCUGGCACACGGUGACGCUCGCGCAGCGCGCAAACAGCAUCGCGCUCGCGCUCGACGGAGACCACGUCGAGAAGAGCUUCUCCGUUCCCGUGCACGACUUUCUCUCGACCGACGUCAGCAUCUUUGCGGUCGGAGGAUACGCCGAACCGAUCCGCCACGUCGGACAGAUCAUACCCGGUUUCUCCGGCUGCCUAUCCACGCUGAACAUCAAUGGCGAGAUCCAGCCGCUGACCGGCUCCGGCCACCUCUUUGACGCCGUCACGUACGGCGAGGUCGCCGCCGGCUGCGAGGGUCCGCCCGUCUGCAGCAGCGCCCCCUGCGCCGACGACCACGUCUGCGUCGACGAAUGGCACCGCUACAGCUGCGUGUCGGCGGCCGGCGGCGGCAGCAGCGGCGCCCUGCACGUCGGCGUCGUCGUCGCCAUCAUCUUCUUCAGCCUGCUCUUCGUCGUGCUGCUCGUGACCUUCGUCGUGUUCCGGCGGCGGCGCCACCUGCGAGACAAGAAGGCGGCGGUUGCGACGUACGUGAACGCGUGCGGCGGCGGCGGUGGCGGCGGUGGCGACAGGCGGCGAUCGAGGGCUUGCGCCGGCCCGCGAGCGAGCCGCCCGGGCGGCGGCGGCCUCGCGCUGACGCGGUCGCGCUCAACCGCCACCGCUGCUGUUGCUGUUGUUCGCUGUUCGACGACGAGCUUGGAGCUCGACCGUCGUCGUCUGCGUUCGGCGCAGUCCGGGGGAUGUUCGGGUCUCACCGCCGACGACGUCGACAAGCUGCACAAGACGCGCUCGAGUCUGAGCAGCGCCAUCGACAACGCGUCCAGCUCCAGCACCGGCACAGUGACGCCGCCCGUGAGCCGGAAGACGCCGCUGCCGCCGGCGGUCGCCGCGGGCGAUGUGGCCGAGUCGAGCUCGGACGAGAGCGGCAACGACUCGUUCACGUGCUCGGAGUUUGAGUACGACGGCCCCGCGGCGGACAACCCAGCCGACCGGCUGUCGCGGCUCAUGCAGGAGCGCAAGGCGAAGGACUACGACUCACAUGGCUCGAUGAGUACGAUCGUCGCUUCGGACGACGACUCGUCGCCGCACCGCCCGCCGCAGCCGCAGCCGCCCCCGCGCGCCAACGGCGGCAGUGUGAACCCGCAGGGCGUCAUGUCCUGGGACAACCUCCUCAACUGGGGGCCGAACUUCGAGAGCCUCGUCGGCGUGUUCAAGGACAUCGCAUCGCUGGACGACGGCGCGACGGGCGACGAGCAGCCACUGCAGCAGCAGCUGUCCGGUCCGCCGGUCAGCGAGGAGUACGUGUGAUGUUAGAGCCUCACCCUGACCACGGACGGGUUCACACUGCCGGUGUCUCACUAGAUAAACUAUUGUUAGCUCCGUGAAACGAGUCUGGCUAGCAAUCGAUCAAAACGUGGGUUUUUUAUUACAGUGAACUGUUUUUUUUCUGUGGUUGUUGUCCGUUUGUGGAACGUGUUUGUGGAUUGGAUAAUGGCGGGAACAUAUCUAUACGAUAUAUAUGUGUAUAUAAUAUAUAUAUAGUAUAUAUGUAUGUUCAUGGUAACCGUCACACAGCUGUUUUGUACAAACAUAAGUUUUAAUCGCCCGCCAGUGUACAUAGCUGUGGCAUAUUUUAUUUUUUACAUGUACAUGAGAAUCUUUCAUAGAUAUUGAAUUUUACGUGAAGGUUUGGGCGGGCAGUCGACAUGCAUAACAAUUAUUUUCAUGGGAUCAAGUAACGAUGAUGUUCUACCACAGUUUGUAGAGUAGAAUCAAGAGUACAUAAUAGAGAUCUCUAUUAUGUAAUCCCUAUUAUGUACUCUUGGUAGAAUGUACCUUUUGUAUUAUUUCACUCUACUCGAGUCAAGUGCUUCCAGACCACCGCCAAUUUUAUAGAAAUAUCGUGAGUUUGCCUUAUGUGGCAUUUAUAACGUGUUGAAGAUGUGACACAUUAUUUGAGCUAUAUACAUAUAUAUAUCAGGAGUAAAUAAUCACAAAUCAACAUUUGUGAUUAUUUACUCCUAAAAUAUGUGUAUAUAUUGUUUUGUUGUUUUAUUCGUUAAAUUAUUGCCGGCCAUGUUCUUGCGCAGCUAUAUUUUAAUUAUAUAUGCUAAACACACAUUAGGUGUUCUUUUAACGUGCACUGCCCAACCAACGCUAUCAUACUCAUUAGAUAAGACGGCAAUCGAUUGUGUGUGUACAUCCUUACUGGCAGUGUUAUGCGCAUACUAUAAUGGUAGCCGCUGCAAUCAUGCCGUUAUGUAUUACGCAGAUCAGUGCAUGAUUUCUGCGUGUAAUCUGCAUUUUGCAAGAUUUGUCCAAUCAUUUGUUCUCAUGAUCAAAUUCUGUUGCGUUAUGUGAUGACCAGUUGUCUUGCGUUCCCUCACACCAGUAUUGCAGCGCCAAAAGUAAACAGGGCUUCUUGAAUCUCUGAUGAGGGAAUAUAACGUGCUAAAUGUCGCAUGUGUCGAUCGUGCUGCAACUACCAAUUGUAUAGAUUUUUAAGUUUGUAAAUAUGAAUAUCACAGUCGUAUUAAUUAAUUUUUAAGGUAAACCGUUACCCCGUGUAAUAUAACGUAUUACGCAAUGUAAAAUCAAACAAUUUCUAAAAUAUAAUAAAUUUCGACAAUACUUUUAUAAAUUAAAA